GUUUUGACUCUGCAAGUACAAACAAUCCUCUCUCCCUUUGAGAAUUCUACGAACCGAAGACCGAGUCUAUUAGUCCAUGCCCGGUGCCUUCUGCGAUCUUACGAGAGAGAAGGAGAUGAAUUGGCAUAGAUGUCUUUCGAUAUUUUUCUGGAUUGCUGUUGUAUUACCUAUUGUUUCAUCAAAAGAGCAGGAUCUGGGUUUCACAGGCCUUGCUCUUUGUUCUGAUUGCAAUACUUUUGCUGAGUAUGUCAAGAAUCAAGACAGACGACGCAGCAUGGCGAUGAUGGACACAGCACUUGAUUUUCUGCUCCCAUCCUGGUGGGAGAUCAAGGUCACUGUGGCUGCUGCGAUAUUUGUUAUCUCUUCAUAUUGGUUCUUUGCGUGGAGUGGCGGAGGUGGAGAUAGUGAUAGUGCUACUGGUGAUCGAUCGCAGAUUUUGGACAAUUCCUGUAAUUCUGGUGAUGGAAUUGAUGAUAGAGACAAGAUGCAGCUGAAAGGAGAUCAUCAGGCGAAUUCUGCAUAUAUAAUCAAGCUGGAAUUGUUGGCGGCUAAGAAUUUGAUUGGUGCAAAUUUAAAUGGAACUUCAGAUCCAUAUGCUAUCAUUACUUGUGGUUCAGAAAAACGAUUCAGCUCCAUGGUCCCUGGUUCAAGAAAUCCAAUGUGGGGAGAGGAGUUCAAUUUUUCUGUUGACGAGCUUCCUGUCCAGAUUAAUGUAACAAUAUAUGAUUGGGAUAUAAUUUGGAAAAGUACUGUUCUUGGUUCUGUAACUGUUCCUGUUGAAAGAGAAGGUCAAACUGGUGCUGUAUGGUACACGUUAGAUAGCCCAUCCGGGCAGGUUUGUCUCCAUAUUAAAACAAUAAAGCUCCCAGUAAAUUCUUCCAGGGUUAUGAAUGGCUAUAAUCGGAGAAGGAUGUCUUCAGAUAAACAAGGGCCUACAUUGGUUCAUCAGAAACCUGGGCCUCUACAGACAAUAUUUAGCCUUCCUGCAGAUGAGAUUGUUGAACACAGCUAUUCAUGUGCACUUGAGAGGUCUUUUUUAUAUCAUGGCCGUAUGUAUGUUUCUGCGUGGCACAUAUGCUUCCAUUCUAAUAUUUUCUCCAAGCAAAUGAAGGUUAUUGUACCUUUAGGAGACAUAGAUGAGAUACGUAGAAGUCAGCAUGCAUUCAUUAAUCCGGCCAUAACAAUUGUUCUACGGAUGGGUGCUGGUGGACAUGGUGUGCCUCCGUUAGGAAGUCCUGAUGGUAGAGUCAGGUAUAAAUUUGCAUCCUUUUGGAACAGGAAUCAUGCAUUAAGAGCGCUGCAACGAGCAGCAAAGAACUACCAUGAUAUGUUAGAAGCUGAAAAGAAGGAGAGAGCAGAAUCAGCACUGCGUGCUCAUAGUAGCUCUGUCAGAGGCAGUAUGAGGAUUCCUGAGGAUAUUGUACCCAAAGUUGAAAAACAUCAAGCUUUUAUCAAAGAAGAAGUUCUUGUUGGUAUAUAUAAUGAUGUAUUUCCUUGUACAGCUGAGCAGUUUUUUAAUAUAUUGUUAAACGAUGACACUAAGUUUACAUAUGAGUAUCGUGCAGCCAGGAAGGAUACAAAUCUUAUUAUGGGACAGUGGCAUGCUGCAGAAGAAUAUGAUGGCCAAGUGAGAGAGAUAACAUUCAGAACACUAUGUAAUAGUCCCAUGUGUCCCCCAGACACAGCCAUGACAGAAUAUCAGCAUUCUGUUUUAACCCCAGAUAAGAAAAUGCUUGUGUUUGAAACCGUACAACAUGCUCAUGAUGUUCCCUUUGGAUCUUAUUUUGAGAUUCACUGCCGGUGGAGAGUGGAGACAAUUGGUGAAAAUUCCUCUGCAAUAGAUAUUAGAGUGGGUGCACACUUCAAGAAAUGGUGCGUGAUGCAAUCCAAAAUUAGGGCAGGAGCAAUCAAUGAAUACAAGAAAGAGGUGGAGAUGAUGCUAGAAAUGGCGCAGUCAUGUAUCAGAUCCCAUUUUUCCAGCAGCGAGACUGACAAGGCCUCUUCCUCCCCCAUUGUAACACCAGAUAGCAGCUGAUAGCCACACCUUUACAAACUAAGUUAAUUCUUUUUUUUUUUUAAUCAAAAGUAAUUUUGUGUUUUCUUUUUCUUUUUUUUUUUUUAAAAAAAAAAUAAUUUGAAAGUUUUACAUGUAGAGCUACAAUGUUCCUUGUGAUGGCAAUUAGCUAAUAGGUGUAAAUUUUGUGUGCAAUUAGUAUUUUUUUAACUUUCACCCUGUCUCCUUUUAAAGAGAGCUAGCGGUGUGUGUUGUUGAUGUUUUCUGUUGUAAUUGCAGUCUCAGGCUUUGAACA
Molecule: messenger RNA, 2309 nt
Organism: Manihot esculenta (cassava)
Lineage: Eukaryota; Viridiplantae; Streptophyta; Magnoliopsida; Malpighiales; Euphorbiaceae
Product: BAG-associated GRAM protein 1
Exons: 19
Coding region: 77-2035 (652 amino acids)
Source: RefSeq, a predicted model, not a curated record